AUGUCACGCAACUACACCGGAGUCGGACUGAGGGAUCAAAUCUGCAUGCCGCCGAGUACAGAUUACAUUCGAGACAUAGUGAUACCUCCGUUAAAAGGCUCGACGCCACAAGAAUUGAUCGGCGAUCCGUCGCAUCGCUUGUCGGCGAACAACCGCCACCGCGAUGGCCAACCGCGGCGGCCACUGCGCGAUAAUCCAAAGGCCAGAAAUCCGCCGUGCGACGUUACAGGAACAACCGCGAUUUCCUCCACCGGUUUGGAGAAGAUCUUAGCGCGAUUUGACAGAAUGGAACGCAGGCUGGAGAAGUUGGAAGUGCCCGAACAUGAUCCACACUAUUUCUCGGAUGAAAUUGAUGACGAAGGGUAUCACUCCCCGCGCGACGCUUGGGCGGCAGACGAUGAUGUCCACCGGCCUUUCAUCCACGGACGACGAGACCGUGGUGGGGAUAUCUGUCAUCGACGAGGCGCUGCCUGCGCAUUACAUUGGCGCGACGACCGUCUUCCGCAGCAGAACGUUCAUCGGGCGCCGUACCGCGAUCGCCCCGAGCCUCGCCACCGCACGUGCUGGGACAGGCCGCAGGAUCGAUACCUGGGGAUGGACGAGUCCGAACAACAACACUAUGUGGACUUCUAUUCUGGAUCGAGGCGUCGCCGGACUUCUUGGGAUCAGCCCUCCCGAACAUCUGGUUGUCGUGUGGGAGAGAUUCGCGCUCCUCCGCUGCCGAAACCACCGCCACAGCCGGUACCAGAGCCAGAACUGUUCUAUGGCCCGACGCAUCGUGGGACAUCGGACACUCCCGCAUCAAAACACACGACGCGCCCCUCUUUCGGCCCCCGGGGCUUUCUUCACGCUGAUUCAGACGUGCCGUCACGAUUCCCACCUAGCGCGUAUACUGGCCAGCAGCGAGAGCAGUCCCAAACCCGGAACCGGCACCUGCACCCCACGUUCCCAAGCCCCCGUACCCCCGCACAUCCACAGCACGUGCUCGACCAACAACCACAGCCAAGUCACCGCCGCGCAGCGCCACCGGCCCCUGUUGCUGCGCCGCCCCCGCCGCUGCACAUGGAUCAGCAACGAUCGCCAUCCUGCGGCCAUCCUACGACUCGCCUCCGUCAAGCUGAGGCCUGCCUCGAAUUGUCCGCUACUGUGAAGCAGCCCCUGCUCCAACGCCCGCCCUCCUACCUGCGUUCCCCGAGCCUCCACUCCGCUACGAAGCUUGUUUCUUGUGAAGAGAAAUACGUGGGAAUUGAGGGUGAUGCAAAAGUGUUGAAUCAAGUUGACUUGCGGCUCAAUGAGAAGAAAUUAGUAGAUGAUGAAGUACGAGCUAUAGAGGUGGAUAAAAUUGAUGACGAUGAUGGUCUUCAUGAUUCAAGUAAAAGGAAUGAGGAAGAGGCAUAUGAAGAGGAGGACGAUUCCACAGAGGAAGUGCUGAAGGUCAUUGCCUCAUUCCCCCCUGUUGUUCAAGUGCAAUCCAAAUCUAUUGUUGAGAAUUGUUGGGGCAAGAAAGGAGAUAGUGCCUACACCGGUUGGUGCAUAAUUAUUGGUGUAUGUGUGGAUUUGAGUAUCAGUGAUGUUACAAAGAGACGUUCAGCUGUUCGUUGGGCGUUUGAUCCAGGAGGAGAUACCUCGCCAAAGCUUCUGCGUUCGACUCUCGCCCUUGCUUCGUGGUUCCCACCUUGA
Messenger RNA from Salvia splendens (bonfire salvia), 1680 nucleotides. RefSeq lists its product as uncharacterized. Lineage: Eukaryota; Viridiplantae; Streptophyta; Magnoliopsida; Lamiales; Lamiaceae. The record is from RefSeq and is a predicted model, not a curated record. The coding region runs from base 1 to 1680 and encodes 559 amino acids. The transcript has 2 exons.